UCUUCGGAGCACCAAGCGUGCAAGGAGAAGUCACAGGAACACGGCUUUUUGGCAAACCUCAGUUUGAAUGGGUCAUUCCAGAUUGGUUGCAGCAUUCCAGGAUUGUUUGUAGCAUUCCAGGGUUGAUCAUAGUGUAACAAGUUUGGUUGUAGUAUUCUAGGACUGCUUGUAGCGUUCCAGGAUUGGUUGUAGUGCUCCAAGAUCAGUUGUAGUGUUUUAGGAUUGCUUGCAGCAUUUUAGGAUCGGUUGUGGCAUUCCAAGACUGGCCACUGUUACAGGAUUGGUCUUUUAUCUGAGAUCAGAAUCUUCAGCUUGUGGCAGAUGUUCCAGGACUGAUCGUAGUGUUGUAGGAUUGGUCAUAAUCUUCCGGAAUAGGUCAUAGUCUUCAACAUUGGCCGAUUGUUCCAAGAUUGACCAUAGGAUUCAAGGAUUGGUCAUAAUAUUCCAGAAUAGGUCACAGUUUUUAACAUUGGCAGAACAAUCCAGGAUUGACCAUAGAGUUCAAGAUUGAUUCUAGUGUUCCUGGACUGGUUAUAGAAUUCUAGGAUAGGGCAUAAUCUGUAGCAUUGGUCAGAUGUUCUGGGAUUGGCCAUAGUGUUCCAGUAUUGGUCAAAAUAUCACAGAAUAAGUUGUAAUCCUCAGGAUUGAUCAUAGUAUCCCAGAAUUGAGUAGAGCAUCUUGCUCCUUUGACUAAGCGGCAGGUCAGGUCAAAGAGAAGUUUUAGAGAAGUUUCGUCAACCUCUGAGAUAUUUGUUCUUCCACAAUGACCUCACUGACCAAAUCUUCUUCCACUUGCUCCUCCUCAUCCUCCUUCCGAUCUUCUUCACGGUACAGCUGCAGCAGCAUUAGUUCAAUUCGGACAGAGGGCUCUUCUGGGACAGAUCCUUUCUUUCAGCCCUUCCUUAAUUGUGGAUCUCAAACUCUGUUUGGGGAAGACCCAGUGGCCUUACCAGCCUUCAGCAACCAUCCAAGGGGGUCUUAUCUUCCUAACCAGAGUGACCCAGAAGGUUCCUUCCAAAGUUACUGCAGUGACCUAAGUGCUUUUGGGGGUUACAACAAGGACCAGGAAUCGAUCGGAAGCUACGGAAGUGAGAAAGAAUCUUUUGGAGGUUACCAGGGAGAUAUGAAGUCCUGUGCUGGGGGUUACCAAGGUGACUGGAGUCAUGGAGAUGGCGUACAGGCCAGUUCCGGGCGUCCUGCCAGCGUGGGAGUGGUUCAGGCAGUGGGCGACCUUUACUAUCUCUCUGUGAACGUCAGCCAGUUUGAGCCGCAUGAUGUGGUGGUGAUGGCCUACAACCACAGUGUAGUUGUACAUGCUGAGAAGGUCGGAGACGAUGGAACUAUCAGGGACAAAUUCACCCAUAAGUCAUUGCUGCCGGAGGACAUGGACCCCUUGUCGGUGAGCGGUACUCUGACACCGGAGGGAACGCUCGUGAUCAGCGUGAGGCGCAGCUCCAGGCCUCCUACCUCUGUGACCUCUGCCUUCCACUCCGAAAGCCACCUUUGACCUGCGAUGGCCAGCACAAAGCCAAGAACACCUACGAACACAACGGAGAAGAAAGUUCAAGUGAAAUAGCACAAAUCUUGACUCUGAUAUUCAAGAUGUUGUGUUAGCAAACUCAGUAUUAAAUGGCAAAUAAAUUUUUAAUAUAUAGUUAUAUAGCAGAAAUAUAUAGUUAAGAUGUCAACAAGGUCAGAAACACAGUGGUGGUGAUAGGAACCAGACGUCCGAAGAGUUUAGUGCUGCUAAAGGGCAGAUAUUUAUGUCAUAACAUCGUGACAAAUAAGUCACCAAGACGUUUUACGGAAAGCUUUUGGAAUUAAAUAUAUUUCUAAAAUACACUCACGCUGAAGAGAAAACUAAUUUUUUCAGGUUUUCCACUAUUUUGCCAGCAGGAACGUUACAUAUGAAAAAUCGGACUCGUGUAGGUUCACUGCUGAUUCUGGAUCCAUCCAUCCAUUUUCUAAGCCGCUUCUCCCUAAGGGUCACGGGA
Messenger RNA from Pygocentrus nattereri (red-bellied piranha), 1994 nucleotides. RefSeq names its product heat shock protein, alpha-crystallin-related, b12 (gene hspb12). The record is from RefSeq and is a predicted model, not a curated record. The transcript is spliced from 3 exons. NCBI's taxonomy places the organism in Eukaryota, Metazoa, Chordata, Actinopteri, Characiformes, Serrasalmidae. The coding region runs from base 764 to 1507 and encodes 247 amino acids.